AUAUCAUUUUAUUGAAUUAUUUUACAGUAUUUGACUGUGAAGUUAUAUAUUUAAAGUAUCUGUUUAAUUGUUUUAUGCACUGUUAAAUUAUUGACAAGAACUAAUAAAAUCACAGUCAAAAAUAUUAAUGUAACGACAAAUAAUGUACAUGUCAUUUCCUGAAACAGGAAGAGCAAGAGGCACCAUCUAGCUGAUCCUAGCUAUUGAGCAGAUCAUUGAGAAAUCUAGAGAAUUCAGCAACCAUGUGCACAUCACUUUCAUUUAAACUACUCAGUUUGUGACAUCGCCUAAACAAAACCUUAAAGGGGACAUAUUAUGCAAAUCUCACUUUGUGAAAGUUUUCUUAUAGUAGUGUGUGUUGCAGUAGCCUCAUUAUGAGGUUCUAAUCUGAAAACUGUCUGUUUCCUCCCUGCCUUUCUACACCACAAUUUGUGAAUAUGCCUGCUUAAACGUCCGAGUUUGAGUUGGGUCCGCUUAUGAGGAAAUAAGCGGAUUUACACCGUGGCAGUUCCCUCACAGCGCCACUCUUGUCUCGUUUCCCGAGAGAAGUCUUGUGCGAAGUGACCAGGCUCAUGGCACCGGUAGCAGCCGUCUGGAGAGUGGCGGCAGCGGCUCUCGGCUGGUGGUGGAAGGCGGCUGACGGCUUGUUGUAAGCCGGGUCCUCUCCCAGAGAGGGGAGGGGGAGUGGGCGCGGACAGAUGCCUUCAUUUGCAUACCUGGAAGCAGGCCCAGAAACAGCCUGUUCUGAGGAGGGCUGGUGAGAGUGACUUUUUCGACCGCUGAAACUCCGAACAAAGGAUGAUUUUGGGUCGAACAAACUUAAAUACUAUGUUUUUGGACUUCUGAGACCUAUAUGACGUGACUGAAAAAUAGCAUAAUAUGGGACCUUUAAUCAACAACAAUUACAUUGAGCUACUGAAAGAAACUCAACAGCAUUUAUCUAAACAUAUCGUAGAGCUAUAUGUUAUGUUGACAUCCUGAGAAGGGAGUUAAACGAGGAGACGUCCGUUCAGCAAUUCUUUUCUGUAUCAUCAUAGCAGCUCUUAUCCAAAAAAAUAAAUAAAUCGCCACCUAGGUUAAACUAAGCAAACAGAUAAGAUCCUUCCAUUAGAUAAUUACUGCAGUGAUGAACAUGUUUCAGCUGCAAAAACUUCUUUAACUCUAGCUGAUGCAGUGAGGAGCUUCUCAUUUCUUAAACUACCAUGUUGGAAGACAUAUCCUGUGGUGAUGGAAAGGAUGUUAAUCUGUCUCAGAAUUAUUGGCCUGCAUCAAGCAAAGAAAACAACUAAGGAGAUGAAACUACUAAAAUCAAGUUAAGAACCGUCCAACGCAUUAUUAAAACCUGAAGGAUAGUGGAGAACCAUCAUCUUAGAGGAACAAAUGUGGUCAGAAGAAACUUUUAGAUGGUCGUAGGAAAUCAACAGUAGAACUCACGGCUAUGUUUAAUAGUGAAAGUAAGAACAUUUCUACAUGAACAAUGUGAAGGAAACUCAGAGGAUUGGGACUAAACAGCUGUAGCUCUGAGAAAACCACUGAUCAGUGAGGCUAGUCAGGAAAAAAGGCUUUAGUUUGCGAGGUAGCAUAAAGAUUGGACUCUGGAGCAGUGGAAGAAGGUCAUGUGGUCUGAUGAGUCCAGAUUUACCCUGUUCCAGAGUGAUGGGGGCAUCAGGGUAAGAAGAGAGGCAGAUGAAGUGAUGAACUCAUCAUGGCUAGUGUCUACCAGCCUGUGGGGGUUAGAGUUAUGAUCUGGGGUUGGUCAGGUUCAGCGACGUUAUGUUCCCAAAGAAUGCGGUCAGCUGAUAACUGAAGAUACUGAAUGAGCAGGUCUUUACAUCAGUGGAGUUUUUCUUCCCUGAUGGCAUGGAUAUGUUCCAAGAUGAUGAUGCCAGGAUUCAUGAGGCUCACACUGAGAAUGAGUGGAUCAGGGAGCAUGAGAUGGACUGACCUCCACAGAGUCCAGACCUCAGAACCACUGAGGAUCUUUGGGAUGUUCUGAGAAGACUUUUACCAACUCUCCCAUCAUCAAUAUUAGAUCUUGGUAGAAAAUUAAUACAACUCUGGACAGAAAUAAAUGCUGUGACACUGCAGAAGCUUAUCAGAAUGAUGUGAUGAAUGUGUGUCGUUCUCAGAGCUAAAGACGGUCCAAUGAAGUAUUAGAGUGUGACUUUUUUUGGAUGAGCAGUGUAUAGACUAUACCAUAUAUAUCAUCAUAAACAAGCAGAGUAGCAGCAUCCAUGAGCUACAGCACCAGAUGUAAAUAACAUUAAUGUCGAUGUCACAUCAUCAAGGCCAGUUAUGGAAGUGACUAUUUGUAAGUGUGUAUGUGUGUAGGUAUUUGUUGUGAGGAGGAGCAUUGCUGUACAGAGAUGCAUCCAAACUCUGACUCUGUUCCUGCCUCUCUGACAGCCGUCCAUCAUGGGUGUUAGCAGGAGGUCCAGCUGUUGGAUGGGUUCUCUGCAGUAGCUGUCUGGGCCCGACGGCUCGUCCUGGAGGUCCUGCAUGGCGGUCCCGGUCCAGUUCCUGUGCCGAGGGAUUCGCACUGUCGGAUUAGUUCUCCUCUACUAUGUCUUCUCUAUAGGCAUCACGUUCUAUAACAAAUGGCUGAUGCAGGGCUUCCAUUAUCCUCUCUUCAUGACGCUGGUUCACCUCACCAUCACUUUCUGUCUGUCGGCGCUGACUCGGCGGGCCAUGCAGUGCUGGAUGGGGAAACCUCGCAUCGUUCUGAGCUGGACGGACUAUAUCUAUAAAGUGGUCCAACAGGUGACUUUUGCAACAGCGCUGGAUAUUGGACUUUCCAACUGGAGCUUCCUCUUCAUCACCAUCAGCUUGUACACCAUGACAAAGUCCUCAGCGGUGCUGUUCAUCCUCUUUUUCUCUCUUCUCUUUAAACUGGAAGAGCCGAAUCCAUUCCUGAUCCUGGUGGUCCUGCUGAUCUCCAGCGGUCUGUUCAUGUUUACGUUCAAGUCGACCCAGUUCAACCUGGAGGGCUUCGUCAUGGUGCUGCUGGCCUCCUUCAUCGGGGGGAUCCGCUGGACCCUCACUCAGGUCCUCAUGCAGAAAGCAGAGCUGGGCCUUCAGAACCCGAUAGAUGCCAUGUACCACCUACAACCUCUCAUGUUCCUCGGCCUCUUUCCCCUCUUCCUGUAUAACGAAGGGCUGAGCCUCAGUACCUCAGAAAAGUUAUUCCGGGUGACAGAACUUUCUCCUCUGCUGUAUUCCCUCUUCACCCUGAGCAUCGGUGGCUUGCUGGCCUUCGGUUUGGGCUUCUCAGAGUUCCUGCUCGUCUCCAAAACCUCCAGCCUCACUUUGUCCAUAUCAGGAAUCUUUAAGGAGGUUUGCACUCUGCUUCUGGCUGCGCGUCUGAUGGGAGACAAAAUGAACAUAGUUAACUGGCUGGGAUUUGCCGUGUGUCUGUCCGGCAUUUCACUGCAUGUGGGACUCAAGACAUAUUAUUCCAAAAAUAAAGGCCCGUCUUUAAGGCACCUCAACACAAAGAGCCCUGAGCUGGAGCUGCCUCUGCUGCGUCAGAACGGAGAUAAAGGCGACGACUCGGCCGCUGACGACGACGAGGAGCAAGAAAUCACUCUGCACUGAUACCACAGGACCACGUCUUCCUACACAGCAGUGAUAUCAGAGCAGUGUCUUCAGAGUGUUUAAAAGCCGGGAACACUGCCACAGAAAAAGAGGAAAUCCUCAGUAUUUCUUUCCUGAGGCCGGGCCAGGGCCUCCUGUCAGCUCUACAUUAACUGUGACACAAAAUGAUGAUGUUUCGCCUUCGGGAAGGUUCAAAAUGUAGCCGCUACCUGCCGGUGUCAAAGUAUGAUGUAUGGAGAGAGUGUUUCAGCUUUAAUGGGAUAUUUUUGACACUUGAGCCAUCUUUCUUCGCCAACUUGCCACAUUGGAAAUGUGUUCUAUUUAGUUUUACAUGUUAGGAAACCGCCGUGUGUCGAACAUUUAUCAUGUGUAGAGAAGAAGAACUAGCUCAGUUAGCCGAGUGACAACUGUGGAAGAAUGUAGCACCAUUCCCACUAGUGUUACUUCGUGUGAAAACAGGAAUAAUAGAUGUAAAAUAUGCUUCCUCUGAUUGCUGUUUCUGCUGCUGACGUCUUUGUGUUAUCAACUCCAGUUUAAUAGAGGUGGGUCACUGAUGUCUGUAGAGCUGCAGCCAAGUAUUAUUAUUCUUCUAAUCAGUAAAUCUGCAGGUUACUUUAUCACCUAAUCGAUUAAUUUGUUGUGUCUAAAAGUUUCCUGAAGCCUUAAGGUUCAUUCUAAAACGUGAUUAAUUUUCUAUUUUCCUCUACCAACUAAGCGACCGUUUCAGGCGUUUACAGAAGUUCAGACUGAUGUCAGGUUUUAUGCCGUAAAGUCCCCACAAAGAUGAUUUUAUAAUGUGUGUCCUAAUCCGGUGAUAUUUAAAAAUAUGGUUGUUUUUAAUCAAAUUUGCUUCUCAUGUUGGGAAGUCUGAAUCAGGUGGAGACUUCUUCAUCGAGUGUCCAGCAGCUGGUGUGCUGAGACCUUAAUGUGCCUUAUUAACAGCAGCUGCCUCUUUCAAGAGCUGUUUUCAGAAUCCAUGAAGACCGAGUCGGUGGUUGUGUCGCCCGAUCACAUGAGGUUAAAGCCAAGUCUGAGAGGGGUGAAGUGUUUUUUCUGUCAUGUUUUUCUGUGAAAUGCAGCGUUGUUGCACUACUCUGACAAAUAAAGUGACAAAGAAGGAAAACAAA
Acanthochromis polyacanthus (spiny chromis) is the source of this 4721-nucleotide messenger RNA. RefSeq names its product solute carrier family 35 member C2 (gene slc35h1). Gene Ontology annotation, biological process: UDP-glucose transmembrane transport. The record is from RefSeq and is a predicted model, not a curated record. Gene Ontology annotation, cellular component: endoplasmic reticulum-Golgi intermediate compartment; cis-Golgi network; Golgi apparatus. Gene Ontology annotation, molecular function: antiporter activity. Lineage: Eukaryota; Metazoa; Chordata; Actinopteri; Pomacentridae.